AUGCCGAUCAAGAUUAAAAGCACGCUGUCAAGGCACCUUGGCGCUCCACAGCAUUUGGAGCCUCUGGCAGACCCGCGACGACGGAGCGCCUUACAGAAGCAGCAGAGAGCAUACCUUGGAAGCAUGAUUGUCGUAUUCGGCAGCUCGAACGCCUUUGGACGCGACGUAAAUGAGAUGGAAAUGAUGGUGCUGGCCGGGACGGUCUUCGUGGUCUCGGUGCUUCUCGUGCUAGUCUACAAGCUGGCACGCGGCUGGGACGACCUGGACAAGGACGACUUCGGCGCCAGUGUGUUGCCGAUGCAUGCGCCUCGCGCAACGAACCGCUGGGUCUCCAGCCGCAAGACGCAUUUUGGACGGCUCGGCACGAUCCAGGAAAACGAGGUUUUCUCCUUCAGUUCCAAGAUGCGAUAAGCGGUGCCAAUGUGGCAGUUGAAUCAACAGACG
This is a messenger RNA of Phytophthora infestans T30-4, 444 nucleotides long. RefSeq lists its product as uncharacterized. The coding region runs from base 1 to 411 and encodes 136 amino acids. The record is from RefSeq and is a predicted model, not a curated record. NCBI's taxonomy places the organism in Eukaryota, Oomycota, Peronosporomycetes, Peronosporales, Peronosporaceae. The transcript has 2 exons.